CUUGCGCGUGAUGGCGGUAUCCCGCUGCGACCUGUGCCUCAAGAGAAGCUGAGCGAUGGAUGGCUAGAAGGCUUCGCAUGCUGAAGCGCCGACGGGCAUUCCAUCUUCGGCGUGUCAUGCUUGCAGCCGGUCUUUGGAUGAAACUCCGGAAGCGCAGAAGGUGUGCGCCACGGCAAAACCCAUCGAGCCCGCUGCACGCCACCCGGAAGGCAGAUGCCAUGGAUGACGUAGAGGACGUCAUGGAGGGUGCACCCUCAGAUGACGAGAUUGAGCAGCUGCCUCGCGGGCCAGUUCGUUCUAGGAGGCCGCCAUCACGCGUUGUCAAAGCCACCGCAGAGGGCAAGCCAUUCGAUGAAGGAGAGGUGCAGUGUGGCCCAAAGCCUCGGAAGAUCGUCUUGCUACGAUCAGUCUUUGAGGGUCGACCGCCGGUUGUUCUUUUUAGCUACACGCAAGCUUGCUGCGCUGAGCAGCGCCCAAUGGAUCGCGCUGUGCCAGCUGACGAAGAUGGGCCCCGCAUGUUCUACAGCCACACAGAUGCCGUGCACCAGUACAACGCAGUCAUCAACAUACUGAGACAUGGGGGACUUUACCGGGUUCGAGCAGAGACAAAUAGAUGGACAGUCAUGUGGUCAUUGCAUCCAACACCCGAGCAACUGCGCCGGUUCACUCCCGUGCAGCGAGCAAAUCAUUUUCCUGGCUCGUUCCACUUGGGUCGCAAGGACUUAAUCUGGCGAAACCUAGCCAAAAUGCAGCAGCGCUUCGGCAAGGAGUAUCAGAUUUCCCCACAGGGCUACAUUCUACCCAAGGCAUUUUUGGCCUGGGAUGCUGCAAGACUGCGGCAGCCAGAGGCAUUGUGGAUUUGGAAGCCCUGCAGCCAGAGCUGUGGCAGGGGGAUUACGGUGUUCAGUUCCGACGUGCCUGAGGACCAGCUGCGGGAACUAUCCAAGAAGCGUGGCAUUGUUCAGCGGUACAUUCCGAACCCGCUUCUCAUUGGGGGCCGCAAGUUUGACAUGCGGGUUUACGUGGUCGUCGUCUCGUAUGAUCCGCUGAAGGUGUAUGUGAACGAUGAGGGCCUAGUGCGAUUCGCAACUGAACCCUACUCAGAUUCAGUGGACACAUUGCAGUCCAGGAUGAUGCACCUCACGAACUAUUCCGUGAACAAGCAGAGCCCAGCCUUUGUUCAAAACCUGGAUGGGCAGGGCGCAGAGGACAAGGAGGACGCAGCCAUUGAUGAAGCCGGCCAGCCAAAGGCUUCAAAAUGGUCGCUGACUGAGCUGAAGAUCCACUUUGAACGGGAGGGCUUGAACUUUGGCGCAAUGUGGGAGUCAAUGAAGGACUUGGUCAUCAAGACUCUCAUCUCAGUGGAGGAGCCCUUGAAGGCUGAGUGGUGCAAAACGCUGGGAUGUGAGGAUGGAGGUUGGUCAGCGCGCGGGCCUGGAGGCGCCCAACGGUCAAGUUGCUAUGAAAUUUAUGGCUUCGACAUUCUAGUGGAUGAGACCUUGAAACCGUGGCUGCUGGAAGUGAAUAUUUGCCCAUCCUUGUCUUCUGGAUCGCCGCUGGACAAGAGGAUCAAAACCAAACUGGUUGCCGAUGUCCUUACUCUUGUCGGAGUCCAUCCGCCAACCGCAUUGUGGCAGCUCAGCCCAGACUCUGUGCAUUGGCCCGUCACAGGCAGCUUGCCAAUCAUGGAUGAGAAUGAGGCAGCGUCAGGUUGUCUUCUUUCAGAAGAAGAAAUGGCGAAGCGCGCUCGAAGAAUAGUUCCUUGGCAUGGUGGGCAAGUACAGGCAUCCUGCGAGAGCCCAGCAGACGCAUUGUCCUUGUUUGACGACAUCGCAUGGGAACUUUGCGUUGUAGCUCACGAAGAGGACAUGCGGUCUGGUGGGCUUAUGCGGGCCUUCCCUUGCCCUCAUGCCGCAAGGUAUGCCCACUACUGGGAUGAGGAGUCCUAUUGCAACAUAGUAUUGCGCAAAUGGCAAGAAGCUGGCGGUGGGGCAAUCUUUCGCUCCAAGAAGCUGCCGCCAUGGGUGCCCCGUCAAGUGUGCUUCAAUAAGACGUGACGCAACCGCUGAAACGCUGAGCGUAAACGCCAUGCCACCAAAAGUGGGGGCUACAACUUGGAUAGCAGCCUAGUAUUUGCAUCCUUCUGCUGAUGCAGAUCGGCCGGAUGCCUUGUCAAGAGCAAGUUCUUUGCAUCACGCGACCCUUUUUGCAGUGAGCGCUCUUUUUGCACAGG
Molecule: messenger RNA, 2233 nt
Organism: Effrenium voratum
Lineage: Eukaryota; Dinophyceae; Suessiales; Symbiodiniaceae
Source: the annotation of a GenBank genome assembly